GGAAAACUUUAGAGAGCGAAGGCCUGUCAACAAAACUGCACACUUCAGUUUGCAAGUUUGCACAAGACACAAGAGAGUGGUGGAAAUUAAAGCGGUAUUAAAGGCGGAAGGUGCUUCAGAGUUACCAGUUGCUGGACGGAGCCACUAGGGGGCAAUGUCUGAAAACAGCAACAGCGCCAAUGGCAACUCCUGGACUCUUCUUACCCCAGAGGUAAAGGAGUCUGGAGUUGAGAAUGUGGGUCCUGUAGCUGAAGGUCCUAAGAUGGAGGGGCAGCUCUCAAAAGCAUCUGAGCCCUCACCGGAGGCCCACAGUGACCUGGAGAAGCACUCCUCUGAAGCAUCUGCUCACCAGCCGGAGACACAUUUGCAGUCUGACCCAGCUCUCACCCAUGGGUCAGAGCCUCCAGAGCUAUCUCAGGUAACGUCUCCCGAGACGAGUGAGGGUCGAUCCCAGCUGAAUGCAGCACAAGUCAAUGAAGAGCCCAGCUCUGUCAGUGCCACUGUCGAGGACAUCAGCUCCUGGACCCCUGACCACGAGGAGCGAGGUCACUCAGAGAGCCCAGUUUCUCCCAGCGCUGAUGUUGAUUCAUUCUCUGACUCAUACACUCACAUUAGUCUUACCUCCGGAACGAGUCCACUUCCUGCUUCAGUUGGUCAGGAAAGAGACUGGUUUAAAUCAGAUGAGGAUUCUCUGAGGAAAACUUCAACUGAAGAGUCUAAAGAAGUGUUAGAAACAAACGGGAAGGAGGGGGAUGGUUUACGAAAGAGAAAAAUCUCCCACCUGGGCUCUUUGGACAAACCUGAGGCAGAAGAUGAUGAAGAGGCGGAGGAAGAUUUUCAACCACCUCAAAGAGAAGAGGAAACAGUCUUUUCUUUGAACAAGUGCAUCCUUGCAGCUGUCAUUCUUCUAGGGCUCGGGACCAUUUUCUUCUCCGGUAUGCUCAUGGACCCAGAUGGUGAAGCAGACAUGGAUGUUAAAGAGCUGAAGGAUCCAACAAAUCCGGAGUGGUUGAAUCCUGAGGUCUCCAAAGACACGCCUGUUGAUUUUCAGCCUCCAGAUAUUUUAAGCAAACAGGCAGAGGAGGAUCAGCAAAUAUUGGCACUACAGGCACAGCUUCAGCAACAUGAAGGUGAACUGAAAGCAGCGCAACUUCUGGCAGAGGAGGGAGAGAAAGAGCGUCUGAGGAGAGAAGAGCUAGAGAAGGAGUACCAGAGGAUAAAAGGAGAACUAGAUAGAGUACCUGCUCUUCAAAAGGAGCUGGAGCAAGAGAACGAGAGAAUGAAAGAAGAAAGUAUGAGAGCAAAGAAAGAGUUGGAGGCCCUGCCGUUACUACAGAGAGAACUGGAGCAUCUGAAAGAUAAAGUUUCACAGCUCACACAGAGCACAGGAAGAGCCGAAUCAGUGCAUCCAGUUGCAGCUUCUCAGAUGCCCUCUGCUGGAGACAAAAGUGAUGUACCACCGAUGGAAAAACAAGACAUGAAGUCCAGGAAGACUUGGGACAAAAAGAGUGAGGAGAAGGAACAAAGCAAGGGAGAUAAAGAAUGGAAAAAGAAGAAAACUGAAAAAAAGGAAGAUGACAAGGGAAGGAGAGAGAGAGCGACUGAGGGAGAACAUACUAAGGAACAGAAGGAAAGGAAAAAAGAUAAAAGCCACCAUGAGGAAGGUAAAGCAGGGAAGCGAAAAGAAGAGAGAAAGGAGUGGAAAAAUGACAAAAAACAAGAUUCUGAUAAAAUGGGGAAAGAAAGUAAAGACAAGAAAGAUUUUAAGGGAUGGGAUGAGAAAAAAGAAUGGAAGGAAGAUAAAAAGUGGAAGAAAGACAAACAAGUAGGACAGGAUGACAAAAAGACAAAAGACAAAAAGGACUGGAAGGAUUCAGGGAACAAGAAUGUGAAAGAGGAAAAAGAAUGGAAACCGAGAGGGGAGCGGAAAGAGGACAAAGACUGGAAAAGCGAUAAACGGAGUGACCAUAAAGAAGGGAAAGAGAAACGGAAUGAUGAAUGGAAAGGUGCAAAAGAAUGGAGAAAGGAAAAGAGUGAGGGAAAACACAACGAUAAAACAGAGAAAAAAUGGAAAGAAAACAAAGAAUAUUCAAAAGAUUAUUAUGAAAAAGAAGUAGAGGACAAGCACUGGAGAGGGAAACGAGAGUCAAAAGACAGAGAAUGGACAAGAGAAAAGGAGGAGAAAAAUAAGAAGGCGCACUACCAUAAAAACGAGGGGAAAAAUAGUCCCAUUGAAAAGGAGAAACAACGCAAGGAGAGACAUGGACAUGGACAUGGACACGGACCAUCAGACGAGGCCUCCUCCCACCACCAUUACGACCAUGAGAACUACUGGACCAAACAGAGAGAGCGGAUUCAGCACUAUAACGGGCAGCGGGAGGCGUGCAGCGGUGUGGCAGACUGCGCUCGAGUCGAGGGACUCUCUCCCGUCAGCCUGCGGGACUUCGAGACCCUUCUCCAAUCCUACCUGAACAAGCUCCAGGAUCAGGACCAGGCCUCCAGGAAAGAAGAGCUCGGUAAGCUGGUGAAGGAGUUCUUCAUGAAUGGAGUGUUCGCUCAUGAUCAGAUGCCGUUCAGAGAGUUUGUGGAAGAUGUGGGGGACAUUUUGGAGGACAUGGCUGAAGGAGAAGAAAGUGACAGCGAGGGAGAGGACAGCGAGGAAGACGAAGACGACGACGAUGAGAUGGAGGAAUUUGAGAGGGAGGCAAUGGAGAAGUUUGCACUUCCAGAAGAAGUGAAGAAGGCUCCGAAGAAGGGAGAGCAGAAGAAAGAGACCAGGAGAGUGAAAGUUUGAAGGUUCCUUGUGGUGAUUUAGAGGUUUUGAGAAAAAGGUACAUCUGAAAACAGUCGCUCCUGGAUUUACUAAUGCGGUGUGUCAAUUUUAAAGAGCUAUUUGUUUUGAUCAGUAUGGCUUUGCUUUUUCUUUUCAUAGAUAAAGCAUUACUGUAAAACCUCAGUGAUGGUUUCCUUCUUAUAAAAGCUAUUUUUGCUCAUUUUUUUCCCAUUAUCUUUAUCUUAAUUUGAGAAUGUUAUACAACAUCAAAUAUAGACUCAUGGAGAGUCGCCUGUUCAGACAUUUUAUGAUCUGGGGCUGGAUUCAUGAAAUGUUCUUAAGAAUAAAAUUCUUAAUUUUUAUUUUCUUAUGUUCUAUUUUAAGAAACGUAAAGAAUAUUGUGUCUUCGUGACAAGAAUUCUUAAAGGGACAGUUCACCUAAAAAUGAAAAUUCUGUUGUUAAUCGCUCACCCUUAUGUCGUUCCAAACCCGUUGGAGCUUCGCUCAUAUUCAGAACACAAAUUAAGAUAUUUUUGAUGAAAUCCAAGAGCUUUCUGAGCUUUCAAUUGAAAAAAUAGUCCAUGUGACAUCAGUGGUUCAACCAUUAGGUUAUGAAACUAGAAGAAUACAUUUUGUGUGCAAAGAAAACAAAUGAAACAAAACAAGAAUAAAGUAUUUAUUUUUGUUUUCUUUGCGCACAAAGUAUUCUCGUAGCUUCAAAAAAUUAUGGUUAAACCACUGAUCCACUGGACUAUUUUAACAAUAGAAUGCUCUUUCAACGAAAAUAUCUUAUUUGUGUUCCGAAGAUGAAUGCAGGCCUUACGGGUUUGGAACAACAUGAGGGUGGCAGAAUUUACAUUUUUUUUGGUGAACUAUCUCUUUAAGAAUUAUUGUUUUGUCUUAAGAUAGUUCUUAAAAAACUAACAUUUAACAUUUUAACAGUUAACAUUUUUUUUUUAAAUAUGUUCAAAAUCAUUCUGAAUAACGUCUUAGACCUUGGAAUACACAGUGAUUAAUAAAUUAAUUGGACUGUUUUGAUUUUAAAAUAUAAGUGUUACAACAUUAUAAAUAUAAUGCAUAUUACUACUACUGUAUUUUACUUAUUAUUAUAAUCUAGCGUACCUGCAUGUUUGUUCCAGAAUUACUGUGUGUUAUCAAUGGAGAAGCAGACAGAAAGCCCUCUUAGAGAUGACAUAAAAUGUCUGCUAUUAGGUGCAAAAAAAAAAAAAAAAAAGAUUUACCAAGGAUUUAAUGAAUAGAUUAGUAUAGUCAAAAAGUCAAAACGUUUUGUCAUUAUUAUUUUACUCUUAAAAAAAUGUUCCUGGAAAUGAAAUGUGUUCUAAAGAAAAUAUUUAGAUUUUUUAUUAUUAUUUUAAAGUAAUUUUGCUCAAAAUUCUUAUUUAUCUUCAUAACGUUCUUAAUUUUGUUUUAUGAGUAUAUUCAUGAAUCUGGCUCCAGGGAAACAUGCUGUCAGAUGCUGGAUUUUUCUUGGAACUGAUCUACUGUUACGGCACAUCAGGUUUAUGUUUAAGACAUGGCACAUCUUACACGAAAAUAAUAUUUGUGCAGGAAUAUUCAUCAGAAGAAUGUAGCGCUGAGGGUGACAGUUCACAGUUACAGACUGGUACACUCAUUUGUAAUGAUAUUUUAAUUUUGUCUCUUAAAAUAGUCACGUAACGAUUCAAGUGCAUUUUAAAAUCAUACUUAGCUUUUACACUGUACAGAUAAUAAAUAGAUUGUUGGAGUUUUGUUAAUGUUUAUAAGUUUUGCUAUGCUCUGCUUUUUUGUUUGUUUGUUUGUUUUUUAAUUCUUUAAAUUAUUUUGUUUGUCUUGUCUUUGGUUUAGGACUCCUGACCCAAUGUUUUUGGUUUGUUUGAGAAUUUCACUAGUAUUUAUAACAUAUGAUGGAGGAUAUCCUUAAUAACAUGCUUGUAUUGUCUGGACCUUUGUAAUCAUUAAAAAAAUGACAAAAAUAUAAGUUGGGUAUAUAAAAUAUAAAUCCUGUUUCUUGCACUUGUGUCAACACAUUAUAAGGCAAAACUGCUUCUAGAUCCUGUGCUGGGUUACACAGUCAAAUACAAAAACUAGUAUUUUAAAAGUAUUGUACACUUAUUCACUUAACUACUUAAGUGCAGCAUAUAGUUUUUCACAGUCCACUAAAUUGUAAUAAAAUGUGCAACACUGAUAAAUGUAAUAAAGUUUUUUUUUUUUUUUUUUUUGGUUAGUCGAUGUUCAGAUGAUUGUGGUUAUGGAAGUGGGUAAUGUUCAUGCUGAAUAAACAGAUGCAUACUGUUA
Molecule: messenger RNA, 5068 nt
Organism: Labeo rohita (rohu)
Lineage: Eukaryota; Metazoa; Chordata; Actinopteri; Cypriniformes; Cyprinidae
Gene: pbxip1b
Product: pre-B-cell leukemia homeobox interacting protein 1b
Exons: 10
Coding region: 155-2794 (879 amino acids)
Source: RefSeq, a predicted model, not a curated record